This is a messenger RNA of Teleopsis dalmanni, 972 nucleotides long. RefSeq lists its product as uncharacterized. The transcript is spliced from 2 exons. The record is from RefSeq and is a predicted model, not a curated record. NCBI's taxonomy places the organism in Eukaryota, Metazoa, Arthropoda, Insecta, Diptera, Diopsidae. Bases 1 to 972 code for a protein of 323 amino acids.
AUGGACAGCGACACAAUAAGUCAAUUAAAUUUGUUAUUACAAUUAAUUAAAAAUAUCAGGGAUUUUGAUGGUACUGAACCAGCUCAAUUACCUGAUUUUAUUCAACAGAUAGACAAUUUAACACCCCUAGUAAAUAGCCUAGAGACUUCCGCUAAACUGAUCAUUGUUUCAUAUAUAAAAAAUAAAUGCGUAGGAGAAACUAGAGAAAUUGUUCAUAGGGAACGAUCUGAAAAUUGGGAGGAAUUAAAAAACACAUUGAAAAAACAUUAUGGGGAAAAGUCAACUUGUAUUGAAUUGAUGGACGAAUUAAAAACAUUGAGCUUAAUUUUGACGCACAAUGAAGAACAAUAUACAAGAGAAGAAGUAAACAGAAUAGGUUUAAUUACAUUUAGAGAUCACUUGCCAGAACCUACAAAAACCUUGAUAUUUUCGCGAAAUCCAAACGAUCUUGAAGAAGCGUUCAAACUGAUAACUGAAGCAAGACACCAUAAUUAUACAAAAUAUGGACCUGUAAACAGGAGAUACUCAGACAAUAGAGCUCAACCUAGAUUUAGCAAUAGUUUUAGUAACCAGAAUACAACCCAACAAUAUGAUAAUAAUCGAAAUAAUCGAAGUAAUAAUUACCACAAUCCAGGAUACAAUAGAAAUAAUAUGAACAACUAUACUGACAACCACAAUUACAAUAAUAGUGAUAGAUUUUACAACCAAAGACAUAAUAAUAAUAACAAUAGACAGGUUAUGAACGACAAUAAUACUGCUAGAAUCCGUGUAACGAACAAUAAUAAUAGAAAUGGAAAUUAUCAAAGAUCUCAAACUCAUAAUCGUACCUCAACUCAUCAAACAAGACAUUCUCGGGAUACCCAAAGUUAUCCUCAACCUAUGGACAUAGGAAAUGUUGCAGAACAAAUUGUGAAUAUUGGAAAUGCAGACGCAAAUUUUCAAACACAAGCUUCAAACUUUUACCCUAUAUAA